UUUUUUUCUCUCCUCCUCCUGCGAAAGAAGCCGGUCGGUCUGUCAGCGCUCAAACCUGCGGGAUUUUGAUUCAGAGACGGACGAGAUCCAGCGAGUCCAAAUGACGCGCACCGCCAGGAGGGACUGACGCGCGCAACGCUUUGUUUUAUUUGUUUUUUCUUUUGAUUAUUAUUUUAUCAACUUAAUAAGUUUGAACCUACGUGGUGUUUUCAUGACAUCGUCGCAUGCGCUGUUUCUUUCUUUCUUUCUUUUUUUUUGAGGAUUUAUUGAUAUAUAUAUUUUUUAAUGGGGAGGAGGAUCGUUCCUCCGCUGCGGGAUGCGUGCGUGGAUUUACACCAACACGUCCCUCACCAGGAUGGAGCCGUGGGCACGAGUGACACCUCUGACGUCUCUUUAAACGCCAGAUCUCCAUCACGCUGACUUUUUGUGUGUGUGUGUCUUUCCUCCUCCUUUCUUUCUUUCUUUUCUUUCACGCACAUGUCGGGAAGGUAGAUCUUGGGUAAUGGGAGAGAGGACGCACGCGGAUUCGGCGCAGACAACAAGGGAACAUUGUUCGGAGAAAGACAAUUAGCGCGCACCGGGUAGCUGCUGCUGGCUGGGUGGCGAGAGAGAACUUCCAAACCCGACCUGCUGGACUUCUGCUUGGACAAGAAAGGACAAAAUAAUCAGGAGAGCUAUGGGAUUGACGGCGAAAUAGUCGGAGCGUGGACGCGCGCAGAAGCCAUUUGUGUGUUUGUUGGAGACGUCGAUCCAGACGCACGGAUUUGGACAAGUUUCUCCUUUGCGCUCGGUUAUCUGUUGAAUUUUUGGAGCUCCGAAUCGAUGAUCACGUCCAGCUUCACCUUCUGACUGCGGUUGUUUUUAAGAAAUUUGUUCACACCCAAGCGCAUUAGAGGAAACAAAAACACCCCCAUUUCUUUUAAAUGGGACUGAAUAUUGUGUUGGUCAGGGUUGAGAUGGCGUGGCGAGGGAGUGGGAACGGAUUGUGGAUCCUGCUGGUAUUCUUACUGGAUUUACUGGGUACAACAGCCAGCAAUAUGGAGCCCAUCUACUGGAACUCCCAGAACGAAAGGUUCAGUGAUGAUAAGGGCUACAUUCUGUACCCUCAGAUCGGGGACCGGCUGGACCUGAUCUGCCCCCCUUUGGACACUGUCAGGUCUACGCCGGAGUACGAGUUCUACAAGCUGUACCUGGUGUCAUCACGGGAACAGGCAGACCGCUGCGAGGUGUCGGGCCCCCCUAACAUCGUGCUGACCUGUGAUGAACCCACACGCGAGCGUCGCUUCACCAUCAAAUUCCAGGAGUUUUCGCCCAACCUCUGGGGCCACGAGUUCAAGAGCAUGCAUGAUUACUACAUCAUCGCCACAUCAGAUGGGACGCGCCAAGGCUUGGAUAGCAUGAGAGGCGGAGUUUGUGCAACACAAGGCAUGAAGGUGGUCCUGAAAGUAGGACAGAGCCCGUACGGGCUGCCGCCAAAGAACAAGCCGGAGCAGACUGCGGGACGCGCCACCAAUCGGAACCCAGGUGGGACGGGGAAUUCCACCCACUCUCAAGGACCUACGAACAGCAUCGGCGGAGGUGACGGCAGCGGUGAGAACGGGCCCCUGCAGCCCUCCAACAUCGCUCUCAUUGCCGGUGCAGCUGGAGGCUCCGCCUUCCUCCUGCUGGUCACCGCAGUGAUCUGUGUGGUGUGCUACCGACGGCGGCAUGCCAAGCACUCAGACACACACCACCCUCCGCUGUCGCUGUCCUCGCUCACCAGUCCCAAACGGGGAGGUGGCGGGGGCAUCACCAGCUCCAACAACAACGGCUCAGAGCCCAGUGACAUCAUUAUCCCUCUACGGACAUCGGAUUCGGCCUACUGCCCGCACUACGAGAAGGUGAGCGGAGACUAUGGGCACCCUGUCUACAUUGUCCAGGAGAUGCCACCACAGAGCCCGGCAAACAUCUACUAUAAAGUAUGAGACGGCUACUCCUCCAUCCGACUGAACCCACCCACCUCUCACUGCCUACUGCCAAUCCCCUGGCCCUCCCCCCGUCAAAGCAGCCACAGGAAAGCUCACUUCACAAUUCUGCCCCUGAACCCCUCAGUACUCUGAGUGUUACCCCUUGGCAGCUCCCCUCACCAAACAGUGGGCCACAGCUGGGUUCCAAGCUGUGCAAAGCUGCGUUCUCACACACCUGGGCCACUACAUGUGUGUUAAGGGCAAUGUUAUAUUAGUACUAAAAACUGGAUAAGAGCCUCUGAGUGCCCCCUUCCUGUUGCCUCAUGGUUAAACAAGCCCCCACUUGUCUUUAAUUGAAGAAUCGCCUCUACAACAUGACAAAAAGUAGGUCGUGGGUGCGCGAACACUCUUUGUCUAGGAGCAUGGACCUAGCUGUGGGAUUUUCUACAAAAACUACACCCUUGAAUCCACUUGCUGCUGGGGUACUCUGAUUCCCAGAGACCACACUUGUCAUGCUCUGCCCCCUGACCCCCAACCACCAUCGCCACUCAGAGCUCAGCCAACCAGAGACCAGCCUUGCCAUCUAACUCACCAAUAGGAUCCUGGUUUAUUUGCAUUUGUUUCCUCCUGUGAUCACAGGAGGGGGGGGGGGGGGGGUGGUUGCGCCUUGGACUCACCCAGUCAGCCAGGGCAUCAGUCACAUGACCAGACCCCACCCUGAGGAGUUCUGACCAAUCGCGUCAUGGAGACACUCAGAAUCUUGUAUAUUUUAAUAAGGUGCGUGUGACUGUGCGACUGACUUGGAUAGCGUGCAGGCGCAGCUAGGCGCGCGUGUGUCGCGAGGGCACUUUUGCAUAUACGCACACGUGCAGUUCAGUUUGCGUGUGACGCUUCGUGCGACUGUGCGUAUGUUCUUUAGACUUGUCUUAAAUACCAAAACACAAAAUAGUGAGCAAAUAUCAAAAAAGUGAGAAUUUUUUUUAAUCGCUAUCAACACUUAUAGAUGAUAUAUAUGAAUAUUCAGUAAAUGAUUUGUAGAUUUUUUUUAUCCUUUCUGUUAAACUACAUUUCAUUCUUUAGACAUUUUUACCCAUUUUUUGUUUGUUUUUUGCAGCAUAGAAACCUUUUCUCCCUCCCUUUCCUCCUUAUGUUUUGUAUUAAUUUAAUCUUUUAAAACAAAAAAUUUCAACAGAGGUUGUUCCUCUCUUCCUUCUCUCCUUCGCCCCCUCCUCCUCCACCCCCUCUAGGGUCUCCAAACUGUAUAUUUUUAUAGCUCCUCGUACUGCGCUUGUAGUUUUGAAGUUUAGACCUCGUUUGUGGAAGUGUUGAGGUAGAACCA
Molecule: messenger RNA, 3285 nt
Organism: Thalassophryne amazonica
Lineage: Eukaryota; Metazoa; Chordata; Actinopteri; Batrachoidiformes; Batrachoididae
Gene: efnb3b
Product: ephrin-B3b
Exons: 5
Coding region: 924-1964 (346 amino acids)
Biological process (GO): ephrin receptor signaling pathway; axon guidance
Cellular component (GO): plasma membrane
Molecular function (GO): ephrin receptor binding
Source: RefSeq, a predicted model, not a curated record